AUUAUGGUGGAAAUUGAGGGUAGAAAAGAGAAUGAGAAAAAGGAACCAACCUUUCUUUCCCAUCAUUUAACCUAAACAGAAAACCAGACCCGAUCAAUUGGUUGGCUCACAACUGCUCGCUGGUUCAUACUCCCGCCCACCGUUAAAAAGGCUUCGGUUGCAAUUAUCAGAUUUCAGAUCACCGGUGAACCCAUAACCAAUUGGCUCAACUCAAUCGACUCUCGUCUGCCCUAACCGGUUCGCCCAAUUUUCGGUUUCAUAUUUACUGUUAAUUUUAUUUUCUUUGAAAACAAAAGCAAAGCCAAAUAUGAUGAAUUUCUGUGUUAAUUUGCUCGUCUCUGUUACUCAAUUUGCUUAGAAUUAUGGUAUGUAUAUGUCUGCAGUGUAUUCAUAAUCAUAAUGCUUCUUUAGGGUUUUCUUUAAAGAUUUUACAUUGUUAAGAAAACCCUGAAUUUUGUAUCUGAGUGUUCAGCAGAAGUAAAGAAUUUAGGGUUUGUGGUGUACAAUGGAGUCACCAAGUUUAGGGCAUAAACGUGACUCAGGGUGGAAGUAUUGUGAAAUGCUUAAAGAGGGUGAGAAAGUGCAUAUAAAGUGUAUUUAUUGUGGUAAAAUCUUUAAAGGUGGUGGAAUUUUUAGGCUUAAAGAACAUCUUGCUGGUCGAAAAGGCGGUGGCCCUAUAUGUCAACGGGUUCCGCCUGAUGUUCGGGUAUUAAUGGAACAGGCUCUUGAUGGUUCUGCCUCUUCAGCUAAGCAGAAUAAGCAAAGGGUGUCUCAGGAAAGGCUUUCUUUAGGUAAUAAUGACUUUGAUAAUACUCCUGAGCAGCCACUCACCACCACUAAAGUUACCCGUCAUAAGAAGGAUUUGGCUUGGAAAUAUUGUCAAGCUUUGAAAAUUGGUGACAGGGUUCAGAUUAAGUGUAAUUAUUGUGAUAAAGUAUUUAAGGGUGGUGGCAUUUACCGAUUCAAGGAACAUCUUGCUGGUCGAAAGGGUGCUGCCCCGGUUUGUGAGCGAGUUCCGUCUGAUAUUCGGCUUUCCAUUCAAGAGUGUUUGCAUGAGGUUGUACCGAAACAAAAGAAGAAACAAAGGAUGGUCACUGAGGACGGUACUGAUGUUGAUUCCCCAACUGUUCAUGUUGAUACUGACGCGUUUGCUAAUCCUUUUCAUUACGAGGAUGAUGAAAAUGGAGUCCCUGUUCCAAUUGAUCCUUAUUCAAAUUUUCCACUUGACGAAGAUGAUUUGAUAAGUCAGGGAAAUACGGAUUCAAGGAAAAGGGGAAGAGGUAAAACUCCCUUGGCAGUUGUUGAUAAUAGUGGUCCUUUGAAUAUUUUACAUUUGAAAAAGGUAGACAAUGCUAUUCACUCGACAAUGGGAAAGUUCUUGUAUGACAUAGGAGCAAAUUUUGAUGCGUUGGACUCCACCUAUUUUCAGAGGCUCGUAGAUAUGCUUUCUUCUGGAGCAUCAGGGAUACUAGCACCCUCUAAUCACGACCUUCGCGGCUGGAUACUGAAGAAGUUAGUUGAGGAAAUUAAAAAUGACAUUGAACACUUUAGGACUACAUGGACUAGGACUGGCUGUUCUAUCAUGGUUGAAGAAUGGAACUCUGAACGCGGAACAGUCUUACUAAAUAUUUUUGUGAAUUGUUCUCAAGGAACUGUGUUUCUGAAAUCUGUGGAUGCAUCACACAUCAUAUAUUCUCCAGAUGAUCUAUAUAUGUUGCUUAAACAAGUGGUGGAAGAAGUUGGACCUGGUAAUGUUUUGCAGGUGAUUACACAUGGUGAGAAGCAUUAUAUUGCCGCCGGAAAAAGAUUAAUGGAUACUUUUCCUUCUCUGUAUUGGGCUCCUUGUGCAGCUCAUUGCAUUGAUUUGAUACUAGAGGAUAUGGGAAAACUCGAGUGGAUCAAUGCAGUAAUUGAACAGGCUAAAUCUGUCACAAGAUUUGUAUACAACCAUAGUACAGUGUUGAAUUUAAUGAGAAAGUUUACGGGUGGCAAAGAUAUUGUGCAACAGGGCCUAACUCGUUCUGCUACUAAUUUUACAAUGUUGCAAAGGAUGGCUGACUUUAAGCUCAGCUUGCAAACUAUGAUAACUUCUCAGGAGUGGAUAGACUGCCCAUAUGCAAAGCAACUUGGAGGAUCGGCAAUGCUAGAAAUUAUAGGUAAUCGAUCAUUUUGGUCUUCAUGCAUCUUGAUAAUCCGCCUUACAAGUCCCCUCCUACGAGUUUUGGGAAUAGCUAGUAGCAAAAAGAAAGCUGGAAUGGGAUACAUAUUUGCGGGAAUGUAUCGAGCAAAAGAAACAAUAAAGAGAGAAUUUGUUAAAAGAGAGGAUUACAUGGUGUACUGGAAUAUCAUAGAUAAUAGGUGGGAUCAGCAACGGCAACCUCCUCUCCAUGUUGCAGGUUUCUUUCUUAACCCAAAUUUCUUCUAUAGCAUUGAAGGAGAUGUGCAUAAUGAGAUUACGUCAAGAGUGUUCGACUGCAUAGAGAAAUUGGUCCCUGAUAUAGAAAUCCAAGAUAAGAUAGUCAAAGAAUUACACAUCUACAAGAGUGCCGCUGGAGAUCUUGGGAGGAAGAUGGCAAUUAGAUCAAGAGAAACUCUGCUUCCUGCUGAAUGGUGGUCUACGUAUGGCGGAGGCUGUCUGAAUUUGGCACGUUUGGCACUUCGUAUACUCAGUCAAACAUGCAGCUCGAUUGGGUGCAGGCGCAAUCACAUCCCUUUUGAAAAGGUACAUGCCACGAGAAAUUUGCUGGAGCGCAAACGACUCAAUGAUGUUGUUUUUGUGCAGUGCAACUUGCGUCUCAAACAAAUUGUUGAUGAAAGCAAAAGUCAGGUUUCUGUGGACCCUAUUUCAUUUGACGAUAUCAGUGCUGUGGAAGAUUGGAUCCUGCAAAAUGACGUUUGCAUGGAAGAUUAUGAGAGUUCAGAUUGGAUGGCUCUAGUUCCCCCUUCUGCUAACGCCGCCCAAGUAGCUAACAAUAUGCCAGCAGGAUCUGCAAUUGAUGAAAUUGAAGACUUGGGUGUUGGGUUUGCUGACUUCGAGAUUUUUGAAGGGCUGAAAGAAUUUAAGUAAGACCACGAGUUAUAGCGCAAAUAGCUGCGUUCAUUGAUGUCUCACUAUGCUUGGCUGACGGCCCAACUGCAGAAAGGUUUAUGUUUGAAGCCGUAAAACUCGGAUGAAGUAGUGUGUUGAAAGGUGAAGCUUGAAAGUAUGAAAAUCUUUUGUACUCUGUUUUACAUUAUUAGAAUUUGUUAGUGUUGCUGUAGUCUGAUUAGUUCUAAUCUGAGGUGUCCAAAAAUCUUAACUUGUUGCUAAGAUAAAAAUGAGUAGAAGUGGUAAUCUAGAUUUGAU
Molecule: messenger RNA, 3346 nt
Organism: Mercurialis annua (annual mercury)
Lineage: Eukaryota; Viridiplantae; Streptophyta; Magnoliopsida; Malpighiales; Euphorbiaceae
Exons: 4
Coding region: 506-3067 (853 amino acids)
Molecular function (GO): protein dimerization activity; DNA binding
Source: RefSeq, a predicted model, not a curated record